Messenger RNA from Monopterus albus (swamp eel), 3520 nucleotides. It is a transcript of the gene pla2g3, whose product is annotated as phospholipase A2 group III. Gene Ontology annotation, molecular function: A2-type glycerophospholipase activity. Bases 84 to 1703 code for a protein of 539 amino acids. The transcript has 8 exons. Gene Ontology annotation, biological process: phospholipid metabolic process; arachidonate secretion. The record is from RefSeq and is a predicted model, not a curated record. NCBI's taxonomy places the organism in Eukaryota, Metazoa, Chordata, Actinopteri, Synbranchiformes, Synbranchidae.
GCUGAUGUUGGACGACACUGACAGGUGCAGUAUUCAUAUCUUAGACGGAGAUUUCAGCUUCUUUCAUUCAGCCGCGCGCCACCAUGACGCACACCGCUCGCCUUGUUACCGUCAUCUUAACGUCGACACUCCUGGGAUGGGCAGCUGCAGAAGACUCGCUCCUCUGCACCUGGACCAAGGUUUUGCCUAACGAAGAGGCGCACUACACUUUCCUCCGGCAGGGCUCCUCGUCGCUGCGGCUGUACCACAGCGCCUGGUCCGCGGGGCGCACGCUGCUGCGCUGUACGUGGAGCGACGACGCAGCGGUGACACACAGCUACCUCUCUCUGUGCCGGGAGCGCCCGCGGCAGUUUACCGAUCAUCCAAAUGUAAAUGUCGAUUUCAAGUCCAUGCUAGAGGCAGAGGAUGUGUGCGUGUCUCUGGCUUCUCCAGGUAUGGCCCUGCAAGUGGAGCGCGCAGGGAAGAGGCCGGUGAGGAGCGUCGGUGGUCUCCCAGCGGCUGAGCAGAGUCAAGGUCAAGGUGAAGGGCCAGAGGUCAGGACCCAUCGGCGACUGAAGCGCUCCUUCACUGUGCCCGGGACUCUGUGGUGCGGCUCUGGGAACAAGGCGCCGUCAUUUGAAGAUUUGGGGGUUUUCACGGACACAGACAGCUGCUGCCGGGAACAUGACCAGUGCCAACACUCCAUCCCGUCCUUCCACUCAGACUUCGGUGUCUUCAACAGCAACAUCUACACCAUGUCUCACUGUGACUGUGACAACAGGUUUCGCCGUUGCCUGCAGGACGUGAAUGACAGCAUAUCUAGUGCAGUGGGAUACACCUUCUUCAACCUGCUGAAGAUACACUGCUUCGAGUUCGCCCACCGCCUCCAGUGUACACAGAGGAACUGGUUUGGGAUGUGUAAAGAGACUAAAAUGUCUCUGUAUGCUGAGGUCCAUUCAUCCCCACUGUAUGAGCCCGCUAGUCCAGCAGAGCUCAGCAUGAACAGCACCAGCUCCACCGACAACACUACCGCGCCGGCAGAGCUCCCUGAGAGCAGCGCGUCACACCCACAGCUCCUGUCCAUCACAGCCCCGACGCCCUCUGCCUCCGUCACUCCUGCUACCGAUGUCACCACCUCCACAGGCACUAACAUGUCGGGGAGACCCACAGGAUCGACGCCCGAGAGCAGGGAUGAGUUGAUGAACACUUCACCCGCUAAAAACCAAAGUGUGUCUGAGCUGAACGCUCACAUCACAGAGAAGCAGCUGUUUUGUGACGUCUACAAGGUUCUCGAUGAGUGCAGGAACAAGAUCCUUCCCCAGCAGAGGAGAUACGGCCUCCACAACCCAGAGCCCAGGACGCUGUACCACUGCAACUGCACUGCCAGGUAUUUCCAGAGCUUGACCAAACAGGGACAGCUGACUAAAGUGCAGGCUCUUCUGCUGGAGCAUGUGUCUCAGUCCUGCUUCCUGUCCCAGGACUGCACAGCCGGCAGCAGCUGUACAGCUGUUCUGGUGGAGGCAGAGCAUCCUCAGCUGAAUCAUGGCAGUGGCGAAGAGGUGGAGGAGCAGCGCCACCUGCAGGCCGUUAGCCUGAAGGUCAGGAGGCCGGACAGCAUGACGGCCAGAGGAAAAGGCCGAGCUGUGAGGCUGGACAAACUGUGUGUCAGGCUCAUGAACGGCGCCGGGAGACACAAUCAGACUCCACCUGGGCCGGCUGCAUGAGGAGCAGCGCCCGCCUCAGCAGCGCCUGACUCAGCAGCGCCCGCCUCAGCAGCGCCCACCUCAGCCCUGAGGCGUUUCAUAUGAAAUGAAUAUAGACACAGCAAAGUGAAAUUAGUCAUCACAUGAAUAAGAACUGACAAAAUGCUAAUAUGUCCAUGAGACUGUGGAAUAAUCCAAAACAUUUUCACAUUGAUAUGUUUGAUUCAACAUUUCCUUCGUCCAAAGUUUGUUUUUAUGUCACAUCCUUUUUCUAAACAACGUUUUAUUUGAUGUCACUUUUCUUCACCUGUCGUUCAAGACAAACGGGGCUGGAGCCAGUAAACAGACUGUUUGGUCUGAAUCACCGGACACAUAAAGCUGAUUUAGUUCAGUGUCAGACCAACAAAACACAACAGUUCUAAGAAGAAGAUGAUAAAGUGUAAAUAAAUAAAAACUUCUGGAGGUAAAUUAAAAAAAGAAAAAUCCUGCGCUAAACUUUGUAUUUGUGAAAAGCAGGAUGAGAAAGCAUUUAAUGAGCUGAGUGUCAAAGCUGAUGAUUUCAUGGUUAUAUUUAUCUGCAUGUAUUUAUUUAAAGACAAACACCUGGGGCCCCUGUUCAGUACUCUUGUGUUAUAUACUACAGUAUUUUAUUUGUACUGGCCACAGGAGGGCGGUUUAGGCACCAACUCAACCACUUCAUAGCAGUGUUUGGCCUGUCAGAGCAGGGCGAGCACAGACGGGGGUAACUGAUAACUGAACUAGUCACUAAUAAAGCUAAUGGCGACUGGAUUUCACUCAGUCCACUGUAAUGACCCACGGGGACAGCGGGUCCACCUGAGCCGUCGCUGAAAGGAUCAGUUACACCUGUACUUUUCCUGCUGUGACAAAUCGAGACAUCUGCCAUGAAAAGAAUCUGUUUGAUACUGAGAAGAAGGAGGAGGUCAUAUUUCUAUCGCUGUUUGUUUCUUAAGGUCACUUUGUUGUUUUUAUGUUUUAAAGGAGCUGGGUUUCCUAUUGAAACAUGUUUGUGCUGUAGAGUAGUGACACGUGAUGUUCUCCUGACCUCGGUGUGUCUGCAGUCCUGCUCGCUGUGGUCACUGAGGCCGACGCUUCAACGCUCAGCGUUCUGGCCCACAUGUGUGGGUGGCAGCGCAGCUCGUCGACACACGUUUCUACCCUCCAGUCUAUGUUCAGUAACCCACAGAGUGAAAACAGGUUUUUAGACAUUUCUGCAGAUGUAUUAAAAUUCAAAAACUGAGCUCUCUCCCUUCCCAAAGUCUCCAGAGUCUUUGCUGUGGCUUCACACUGUGCUCAGGUGUCUCCUGUGUGAGAUGAGUCCAGACCCUGACUGGAGUCCACCUGUGGCAAACUGGGCCCACUGGACACAGUGUAGACAGACACACACCUGUGUGUCCAGGGGAUCUCUGUGGACUCUGUGGUCAGACUGUGGUGAGGCCAGGGAAUCAAACCACGUCUGAAGCUCUGAGCGUCCCCGUUCAGUCGGGCCUUUAUGGAUGGAAGCCACUGAGUGAAAGGCUGAUGGAGCUGGAGGUUGUCUCACUACUUCUAGAGGAUGAGAGCAGGACUGCUGCUGUGCCGGACUGUUUCCUGGCCAGGGGCAGAUCCCUGAUGAGUGUGUAACCAACAGGAUCCGGUGUGUGGUAGAAGGGUAAUGCAGUCAGACAGGAGCUCCAGGCUUUUCCACACAGACACGUUUCCCAAAACUGUUUAUUUAACAUGUAAAUGUGGGUUUUAAACACACUGUGUAACUAACUAGCUUCCUGCCAUCUAAAUGUUUAAUUGUUGAUUGUUUAGUUGUUGUUUUGUUUGGUAACCUA